AUGGCCUCGGUGCAAUCUCAAGAGGCCGAAGAGCUGCCGCCCGAAGUGAACCUCAACAACCGGUAUUCCUUGGUCGCUUUCCUCCUGGAUCCUCGCAACGACAUCCGGCUCAUAAGUGGCCCGUACCUUCAGCAGCUGCACCAAGAGGGCCGCAUCUGGCCAAGGCGACAGGAGGUGGAAGCGCAUGGCUUCGUGACGGAGAGGGAGCUGCGUCGCUUCCGAGCCAGAGAGGCGGUACGGUCCCUGGAACGUGGCGAGAAGAAUGAGCAGCCCAGGAUCAUCGCUGUGUCACACGUUUGGGAGACCAGGGAACAUCCCGAUCCGCUUGGCCGCCAGCUGCAAGCGCUUGUCGAGUGUCAGAAGUGGCCAGCCCGGUUGUCAUGGUAUUUUAUUGACUACAUGUCCCUGCACCAGUUCUACAGAGGAGAUCAAGACAGUCCUGCGCAAAGAAGCUUCAGCCGGGUCAUGAAUCAGAUGCACGUCUUCUACUCACAUGAAGACACCUAUACAUACCAGCUCACGCGCGUCACCGAAGCGCAGGCGAUCAGAGAGUCUGCCAAGGAGGUUCCGAUCUUUCAUUGGCCGCAUUUCCCGGCCCCUCCUCUGGGGAAGCUCGCGGUGGUGCCGUGCAGGAUGCUUACGACAAACGAAACGCCGUACUCCGCGCGCGGAUGGUGCUGUGCGGAAGCUCUUUGGUCCGCCAUGAGAUCUGACGGAAGCCACAUGGUUUGCAUCGACGAUCACGUCAUCGACCAGCAUGGAAAGGCUCCAAUGGCGCCAGAAGACUUCUGUCAACGAGUGGCAGAGGGCAACCUGCGAUUUACCCACAGGAAUGAUCAGGAGGCGGUGGUGGAGCUGCAGAAGAGCGUCUUCCACUUGAAGGCUCAGUCGAUGACGUCUUUGACGUUGGAGCUCCUGCCUCAGAGUGAGGUGCGCGUCCUCUGCAAUGCCCUCGGGCAUUUCCGGAAGUUGAACACUUUGACGCUGCAACGCAGCCACCUCAUCCCAGGGUUCUUCAAGGCCUUGGCCGAUGCCGUACCUCGACUCCGGGUCUUGGACGCCUCGUCAAACGAUCUCUCGCGUGCCGAUGGCUUGGACUACGCAAUUGAACGGCUUGACAGCCUUAAAGAUCUGAAUUUGAGCAAGAACUGUUUGGGGGACGACGCCAUGCAGUCCCUGGCGAAAGGUAUUGCGCCGAAGUGCAAGCUUGAAACUUUGCGCCUCGCGAGCAACCAGGUCAGAAAUGCAGGCGCUGAGGCGCUUGCACAAGCACUCCGAAAAAACACAUCCAUCCAGCUCCUUGACCUGAGCAACAACCUCAUCGAAGAUGAUGGUGCCGCUGCCCUGGCCGAGGCGAUGCAGGAGAACCGACACGUUUGGAAGUUAAUCCUGAGCUCGAAUAGGCUGACCGGCGCGGGUGCGAGGGCUUGGAGAGAGGCAUUGCCCGGGUGCCAUCUUUCUUCGCUGGAGCUUUUUCACGGCAAUGACAUCGACACGGCGGGCAGGAAGAUUUUUGCCAAGCGGGUGAGAGCAAGGAUCCUGGCCAACAGAUGGACACCUGCAGUGGACGUCGGGAGAAGCCCUAUUCCUUCCCAACAUUUUGGCGCUGAUUGCAACUUCAUCCAUGUCUUCGCCGCUGUCCAUCUGGCCAUGCUUUUCUUCUUGGCCUCGACCACAGCCCUCACAAGUGAGCACGGAGGGUCGACAAUCUUGCUGCUCCUCCGGUAUGGACUCUGGCCGCCCUGGAUGCUUUCCACAACGUGGGGUCUGCUCGGCACGCUGUUGAUGCAAAAAGAGCCCUUGCAUUCCCGCAACGAGUUGAUCUACUGGAUUGGGGCGGGCCUUGGCGUGCUGUCGUCCUUUCAUGUCUUUGUGGGCUGGUCGCUCGCUUUGCGGGUAACUUUGAAACCAGGCGGCCCAAGUGCAUUUGUGAUGUGGGGUCUGCCUUCUCUUGGCGUGGUCUCAGGCGUGGGCUCUCUCAGCUUCUUCCGACGAAAUGAUUUGAGACGUAUUUGCUGUGUCCUGCGUGCCCGCUGCCUCAAGGCACGAGCCGAACCAUAG
Molecule: messenger RNA, 2061 nt
Organism: Symbiodinium natans
Lineage: Eukaryota; Dinophyceae; Suessiales; Symbiodiniaceae
Source: the annotation of a GenBank genome assembly